Molecule: messenger RNA, 3869 nt
Organism: Aethalodelphis obliquidens (Pacific white-sided dolphin)
Lineage: Eukaryota; Metazoa; Chordata; Mammalia; Artiodactyla; Delphinidae
Gene: SOX30
Product: SRY-box transcription factor 30
Exons: 5
Coding region: 184-2490 (768 amino acids)
Biological process (GO): regulation of transcription by RNA polymerase II
Cellular component (GO): nucleus
Molecular function (GO): DNA-binding transcription factor activity, RNA polymerase II-specific; sequence-specific double-stranded DNA binding
Source: RefSeq, a predicted model, not a curated record
GGUACCAAGACACUUGUGGUUGGGCGAGGCCAAGACCAAGGGCUGCUUUUUGAACCGCGUAGGGUUCUGGGUAGCAAAGGCCGUGGAAGGGUCUUAACUGAAAGGGGGAGGGGAGAAGGUCGCCAACAAACGGCUGAGCUUACAAUCCGGGCCGGGAGUAGGCCGGGGCGUCCCCCUCCCCCCAUGGAGAGAGCCAGGCCGGAGCCGCCGCCUCAGCCGCGCCAACUGCCGCGGGCGACCCCGCCGCGCCCGCUGCGCCCCGCUCCGCCCCCGGUGGCUGUCGAGGGCGCCUUUUUUCGGGCAGCGGCCGCGGAGCCCUCUGCGUCGCCGCUCGCCCCGUGCGCGGCCGCCAUUGUGACGUUAGCCUCGUCGUGCGGGGAGGCUCCGGCGUCGGGCGUACAGCCCGCGGCACGGCGGGUACUGCAGGUGAACCCGGAGCAGGUGUUACUGCUGCCGCCUGGGCCACCACUGCUUCAGGCCCGGGAGGAAGGCGCAGCAGCCUCUCCCGCGCAGGCGCGGCUGCUGCAGCUGAGGCCCGAGCUGCUACUGCUGCCGCCGCCGCCGCCGCCCGACGGCUCCCCCUGCAGGCCUCAGUUGCACCUGGGGCAGCCCCUGCCGGUGCACGUUAAGGCAGAGAAGCAGGAGCUGGACCCCAGCUUGGAUCCGUCAGUGGGACCUCGGAGGGCCGUCAAGGCGGGCCCUAAGGCCUCCAAGGCAGCGAAGGCAGGAGGCCCCAGGCCGGCCAUCGACAGCCCCCGAGGGGACGAGAAGGGCAAGAUGGAGGAAGAGGAGGAGGUCAUGAGCUACACGGCGGCGAAAGGAGGGGAAGGCAAAAGCCUGGCGGCUAUCAGCGAAGGAGUCAUCAAAACGGAGGAGCCUGAGAGACUCCGCGAGGACUCCAGGCUCGGCACAGAGCCCGCGUCCAGUGGCCUGGUCCAUGGCAGCAAGGAUGUCAUCCUGACCCAGCCGUCCAUUGCCUUUGGGCCGCACCAGCAAGACCUCAGGAUCCCUUUGACUCUUCCUACCGUGCCCCCUGGAGCCCGGAUCCAGUUUCAGGGACCUCCACCUUCAGAGCUGAUAGGAUUGACCAAGGUCCCCUUGACACCAGUGCCUAUUAAAAUGCAGUCCUUACUGGAGCCUUCUGUAAAAAUUGAAACCAAAGAUGUCCCACUCACCGUGCUUCCCUCAGAUGCAGGAAUACCAGACACUCCCUUCAGUAAGGACAGAAAUGGUCAUGUGAAGCGACCCAUGAAUGCAUUUAUGGUUUGGGCAAGGAUCCACCGGCCAGCACUAGCCAAAGCUAACCCAGCAGCCAACAAUGCAGAAAUCAGUGUCCAGCUCGGGUUAGAGUGGAACAAACUUAGUGAAGAACAAAAGAAACCCUAUUAUGAUGAAGCACAAAAGAUUAAAGAAAAGCACAGAGAGGAAUUUCCUGGUUGGAUUUAUCAGCCUCGUCCAGGGAAGCGAAAACGCUUCCCUCUAAGCGUUUCCAAUGUACUUUCUGGUACCACACAGAAUAUCAUCUCUACAAAUUCAACAACAGUUUAUCCUUAUUGCUCACCUACCUACUCUGUGGUAAUUCCCAGCCUACAGAACCCCAUCACUCAUUCAGUUGAUGAAGCUCCACCUGCCAUCCCGCUGCCCACACCUGCAGUCCAGCGCCCAAGCCCCAUCACAGUUUUCCAGCCAAGCAUCUCCAGUACUGCCCAGGUGGCUGUCCAGGCUCCAAGUUUGCCCCUCUGUCCACCACUCCUACCCCAGUGCUUUGCUGGGCCCUCCGAAACGGACACUCAUCAGCUGCAUUCUGGAGCCAGUCACUCUGUGAAGAGACCCACUCCUGUCUUUCUGGAGAGCACCAGCAGGAUUCCAACUAAUGCAAGUACUGCCCACGCCAGAUUUGCAGCCUCUACCAUCCAGCCUCCCGAGGAGUAUCCCAGCAUCUCCACUUGUCCCAGAAGUGCUCCAAUCCCCCAAGCUCCUCCUAUUCCACACUCACAUGUUUGCCAGCCCCCUCCCCUUGGCCAUGCAGCCACAUUAUUUGGGACGCCACCGCGAUUCGCUUUUCAUCACCCUUACUUCCUACCUGGACCUCACUACUUCCCAUCAAGCACGUGCCCUUAUAGUCGGCCUCCUUUUGGCUAUGGAAAUUUUCCAAGUGCAGUGCCAGAAUGCCUUGGUUAUUAUGAAGACAGAUGCCAGAACCAUGAGGCUAUGUUUUCAGCUUUAAAUAGAGAUUAUCCUUAUGGAGACUACCCAGAUGAACGUGCUCACAGCGAAGAUUUUUGGAGUUGUGAGAGCAUGGAUGGGACCUCUUACUGUAACAGCCAUAGCCACAGUGGGGAAGAAUACUUAAAUCUCGUGCCUCAGCUGGACACUGGAGCCUUGGAAAGUGUCUUCACAACCCCGACAUCAACUCCCUCUAACAUCCAGCAAGUCAAUGUCACUGACAGUGAUGAUGAGGAAGAAGAAAAAGUGCUCAAGAAUUUAUAAUUAUAAAACAAAUAUGUGCAGAAAAUAAAUAUUUCUUAAAAUAUAUUCUGGGUCACUUGAUGUGAAAAAAAGAGCCUAGAAUGCUUUGCUGAGAGUUUUCAGCUGUGAUCUGAGGAGUCAAAACCAAAUGCAAUUUAUGCCUUCAUAAACUUUUGAUUAGUGAAACUGGAAUCCUGAUGUUUCAUCGUAGGAAUAUUUAAGAUAUGAAGUAGUUUAUUUUUAUGGCUGAAAUUUGCAUCAGCGUAUAUUAUCAUCACUUUAUCUUGGAACGUGCAAAACACUGAAUCCUCACAAUUAUAUGUGAGGGGAAAGGGGGUGUGUAAUCUGGCAUGACAAGUGUGAUUUGUAUUUUAUCUCAGGAUACAUUUAUUUUUCUUUAUAUGAUGUUUUGUUUGGUGUUUAUGUAAUACUUAUGGAUGUUUCACUUUUUAUGUAACAUUUUGAAAAUAUUUUGAUAACUUUUAGUAGUAAAUUGGGACUCAGUUACUAAAUUUAAUUUACACUAAUAACCAAUUAUAAGUUGCAAAUAUGUUUUAAUGGAACCUGAGUAAUUCCUUCAGCUAAAUUAGUCAUUUCUGUUCCUAAACAUUUUCAUCAUCUUUUUUGGAUAUCUUUUUACAUUUGGUAUGCAUUGUUCUACUUUUUUUAUAAUUAAAUAAACAUAGAGAAAAUUGUUCUUGUUGGAUGUUUUCUGUUUGGGAGACAGAAAUAAGCAAAAUGAGUAUUGCUCAAAUGAGAAUGGGUUCCAUACCACAUACGAUAUUCAUUUUAACUUAAUAGUCUCUAGAAUUGUACAGAUCCUAUUAGCUUACUUGAAACUGUAUCAGCAAAGAUGGUGUACACAUAUUAUGAUGCCAUUUCCAAACUCUUUACAGAUGUGUACCUAUGACUUAAACACUCCCUAAAUGGAAGAGCUCUUCCAGAUUUGGUUCAAGCAGCUGUCUUUAAAACCAUGGAGUUCAUUUAAGAGCACCUGGAAUUUGUUUAAUUCAUAAUGAGCAAAAAAAUCCUAUUUGCGAUGUGGCCUCUGGGUAAAUGCCCACUUAUGGAUGGAGAGAACCAUAUUAGAACAGGAUCAGAACCACCAGAGUUGGGAUCAGGGUAAAAGAGAUCUACAAGACACAAAGUGAACUGAUGAUCAGAAAUCACCACAAACCAAUACACUUUUCUCUCAAUGAUCUGUAUAAUUUAUGCAAAUUGAGAUCUUUUACUUAAAACUGCUUGGAAGUUAUGUAUGGAAACCUAUACUAAGCUUCCAACUUCUUCCUUUACUAAACCUGUUCCUUAAGCAAAGGCUGUUACUGUAUGAUACAUUUCAUCAACCAUAUACUUAAUUGUAUGUAACAUUUCCUCUUCCCAAUAAAAUUUUUAUUUUCACA